Molecule: messenger RNA, 959 nt
Organism: Oryza sativa Japonica Group (Japanese rice)
Lineage: Eukaryota; Viridiplantae; Streptophyta; Magnoliopsida; Poales; Poaceae
Cellular component (GO): chloroplast
Source: RefSeq, a predicted model, not a curated record
UGGAUUAGUUUUCAACGCCUCAGAUUGCUCCAAUGUCACACCGUGCCAUGCCAUAGCAAAGUCACCGAAUCUGAAUCCGCCUUAUCCACCAACGAACCCACCCCAACCCACACCGCGCACGCGCACGCGCAAUCGCAGCAUCACCAGCAUGGCGUCCCACGCCCACUGCGCCCCCGCCGCCAACCUCUCGCCGUCCCCGGGCCCGUGCCUCCCGCUGCGCCUGCGCCGUCGCGACCGCGAGCUCCCUCGCCCAGCUCGCGCCGCGCUCCAGCGCCGUCACGCCGUCGGCAUUGUGCGGACGAAUCGCCGCCGCGGCGCCGUCGCCUGCAGGAGGCGGCGGGUGCGGCACGAGGAGGAGGACGAGGAGGAGUACGGGCACAACGAGGAGAUGGCGCGGUUGGAGCGGUACAGCGAGGGCGCGCGCGACCAAGCACUCCUCGUCAAGGCCAGGGUCGACGACGAGGUGGAGGUCGUGCUCGUCUUCAAGGGAUUCUCGUCGAGGCUGAGCGGGAGAACGGCGGCGGAUCCAGCGAUGAGCGUGCUGCCGGAGAGGGCGAUCAUACAGACGGUGGACGUGGUGAGGGGCCCGUUCAAUCCCACCAACAUCGAGUACCUGGAGAAGGAUCUUCCAUGGGACGACUUCAAGAGCCGCCUCCAUUAGCAAAAAAUGUAGCUCUACCAAGAAUGCGGAUCCUUUCAGUUGGCAACAAGGCAUCUAAAAUCUCUCAUGAUAUAUCAGUGGAGGUGCUAAAUCAACAAAGAAUAUAUAUAUCUGCAUUCAUAUCAGUGUGAUCCCGGAGGACCAGCUCAUCAUCAUCAACAUCAUACAAAAAGGCCAAGAUGGCCAAGGAAAUAUACUUGUCUGACAAGGUAGAAAGGACACUCGCAUGAAAGAAAAAAGAAAGAAAGAAUAGUGUACGGAUCUCCAUGUGAAUCCAGACGUAAAUGGAAUUAGAGCA